This is a messenger RNA of Lacerta agilis (Sand lizard), 822 nucleotides long. RefSeq names its product protein NipSnap homolog 3B-like. The transcript has 6 exons. The coding region runs from base 47 to 790 and encodes 247 amino acids. Gene Ontology annotation, cellular component: mitochondrion. The record is from RefSeq and is a predicted model, not a curated record. NCBI's taxonomy places the organism in Eukaryota, Metazoa, Chordata, Lepidosauria, Squamata, Lacertidae.
GGGCAUUGUAGUUGCCGACGCCUCAUCCAUCUUCCGCGGGGAGACAAUGCUGGCUUCCCGCGCGCUCUUCGGGAGAGUCGCCGUAGCGGCGCGAAGGGCCACCGCUGAGGUCUCAUCGCCUUUUUCCACAGGGCCCAGGCAAGAUGAUGGCACAUUCUACGAAUUUCGUACCUAUACUGUUAAGCCAGACAAGAUGAAAGACUUCCUGGAACUCACCAGCAAAAACAUUCACCUUCGUACAGCUCAUUCCCAGAUGGUUGGAUACUGGACCUCAGAAUUUGGUGGACUGAAUAAAGCUUUUCAUAUUUGGAAAUAUGAGAGCUUUGCUCAGAGAUCUGCUGUCCGCACAGCAUUAGCCAAGGACCAAGAAUGGCAAGAAAAAUACAUGUCUCGAAUGCUGCCUUUGUUAGACAAACAAGACAACGAAAUUGCAUACCUGGUGCCGUGGUGUGAACUUGGCAGCCCUCCCAAGGAUGGAGUCUAUGAGUUGGUUACCUUCCAGAUGAAGCCGGGGGGACCAGCCGUGUGGGGCCAGUCCUUUAAAACAUCAAUUAGUACUCACAUAAAGACAGGAUACACUAAACUGAUUGGUGUCUUCCACACAGAAUACGGACUACUUAACAGAGUUCAUGUGCUUUGGUGGAAUGAAAACUCAGACAGCCGCGCUGCUGGAAGACACUCUGCGCACGAGGAUCCCAGAGUAGUAGCAGCAGUUCGGGAAAGUGUUCAGUUCCUGGAAUCGCAGCAGAACUGUCUCCUGGUACCUACAGCAUUUUCACCCUUGAAAUAGUUUUCUAUACCUACUAAUGGCGGUUUUCUUAA